AUGCAGGCCGGAGAUACAACGGUUAGAGACAGCAGCGAUGAACUCGCUAUGGAAUUGCAACUGCGAGAAGAGAAGACCUACCAAGCAACUGACGAAAGCAAAAAGGAAAUCACAAUAGCACUGAACGUAUGGAAGCAAUCACUGGAGACAGAAAGUAGAAGAUUGCAAGAGGUAUUGCCAGCUGUGCAAAAGAGGUAUGAAGCUCUGGUGAAGCAAAGAGAUGAGCUCGUUGAAAACGUGAACAAACUCAGAAGGGCACUAAACCUUGCACCGUACCCCCCUGGGGAGAUAUUGGAUCUAGACGACGUGAAGACAGCUACGUCGUUCUCAAUGGAUUCGGUUGAAGACUUCUCCAGUGUAUCCACCUGCUCCUCUCUACCUACUUCACAAGUCAACAACAACCAGAGUGAAAAACCUCAAUGA
This is a messenger RNA of Haemonchus placei, 423 nucleotides long. The record is from the annotation of a GenBank genome assembly. NCBI's taxonomy places the organism in Eukaryota, Metazoa, Nematoda, Chromadorea, Rhabditida, Trichostrongylidae.